AUGUUUUAAUCGAUGAAAUCAUAUUUUGAAAUUGCCUUGCUAUUUUUGCCUAAUGGGGUGUGUAAUUUCAUCUCAAUAACAAAGUCAGCCUAUGAAAUUGCUAAUAUAGUUCAAUCUAAAUUUCUACCAGAAUAUUAAUCAGUGAUGGAUGCCUAAAAUUAUUAAACUAAUAAUCCUUUAUUAUAUUCCUAAUUAUUCUAAGGGUCUUUGAAUCUAGAAACUAUAAAAAGAAAAUCAGUCACAUUAUAGUAGACUUGCUAAAAGAACAUUUAAAAGUUCUUAUCUAAUUAUCAAUUCAAUUUAGAAUUAAAUAUACCAAAAAUUCGUGAUGAAUUUUAUUCUAAAAAUUUAAAUUGUUGCAUUAUAGACCUAAAUGUAAUUUCAGCAAACUUACCUCAUUAUCUUGAGACUGCUGAGUUGAGAUAAUUCAAUGAAGAAUAAUUAAAUUAAACAAUUAAUCAACUCUCUAAACUUUUUAUGGAAUAUGUUGAGGGAUAAUUCCAUUCAGAAUCCAUUAUCAACGAGUUUAAACAAAAUUUCUAAGAUAUAGUUAGGGAUGUUUAUAGAUCAAUUAUUUAGGUUGCUAAAAAAUAACAUAAGGAGAUUUAUGAUAAAUUAAUCAAAAAAAUAAAAUUAUUUUACAAAAAUUAUUUAAACAAUUCUGCUUUAGAUGGUGCUUGUACAACAAUUAAAGAGAACAAUAUCCCUUUAUUUUAAAUUAAGAAAUUUAUUCAUAAUUUUUUUGCUUAAAAUCUGAGCUAUUUUAAUGAUGAAUUAGAAGACUUCUUCAAGUUUUAAUUAUCUCAUGUUGUGAUUUUGAGGUAUGUUUGCAAAAUAAUCGACCAUUCAUUAUUUCAAUUGAAGUCUUCUCUUCAAAUCUUUAUGAAACAAGAUGGGAUGCAAGAGGCACUUUACUUAAAAACUUAACACCUUUUCUAUCAAUAUUUUGAGAAAAAAGACUUCCUCUUAAUAACAAAUAAAAAAAUUGCUGCUAAAUUGUUUUACUUAUUUUUAUAAAUUGAUUUAUAAUCAAAAGAAUUCGGAACCAUAUUAGAUAUACUCUCUUAGUAUGCUGAGAUUACAAAAAAUGAUUGCUCAUAAUAUGGAAGCGAACCUUUAAUCGAAUUCAGGAAAGCAUAUCAAAAUGAAAUUGAAUCAGCUAAUAAUUUUUGGUAAAAGGCAAUUACUGAAUAAUAAAAUUUAGAGGCAAUUUUUGAUUUAUUUAUUCUUUUAAGUGGAACUCAAUUUUUUAAUGGUUAAUUACUGUUUUAAGAGUACUUAUCAGCCAACAAAAAUAUUAUGAUGAAGUUAAUUAAUUUAAUGAAUGAUGGAUAUUAUGGAUAUUUUAACUGUAAACUAAUCAAAUUAAUGGAGAAAAGAGUCGGAGAAAUUAGGAAUUAAAUAUUUGAUCAACUUGAAAAGUAGAAAUAUAAUGUGAGAUUGUCAGUAGUAAUUUAAGAUAACAGAUUUCUUAUCUCAAUCUUUGAUACUAAUCAAUAAAGCCAAGAAUAAGUAUUUAAUAGGAAUCAAAUGUAUUUUAGUAUCAAAAAUUCACUUAUUGAUAAUUAAAUUAAUUAACUUUACGGCUUAUUGGUUUAAACAUAAAGAAAUUAUUUAAGUAAAAUAAGUAUUCCAGAAAGGAUACAUUUUGAAAGUCUCUAAUCUAAAUUAGAGCAUUCAUCUGUAGUCACUCUCUUUAUUUCAGGAUUUACUGAUUUGAAAGUAUAGAAGAGAAUCUUAGAAGGAUUAAAAGAUUAAAAUCUUAUAGUUUUGAAUUGGAAUAAUCAAAAAGAAGACAAUGGUGUAGGAGAGAAUCUAAGCAAGUUUGUUAAAGAAUUUAUUUCAAAUUCUCCUUUGGAAAUAGUAGUGAAUCUAUUAAAAGCCUACGCCAAUGCUUCAUUUGAAAAAUCUUGUUAAGAAGCCAAGCGUGUAGGAAAAUACUUAGCAUAUUUAUUAAUUAAAAACAAAAUCUUCGGUGAUUGCUAAAUAAACAUCAUAGCUCAUUCCGUGGGAUCAUUAGUAAUGUAUGAAAUGAUGAAAGAACUGGACAACAUGUAAAAUACAAAUCUUAUUAUUAAUGAAAUAUUGAUAUUAGGAGGAAUAGUAGAUGUAAGGAAGCUUCAAAAACGAAGAUGGAAUCAAGUUGAAGGCAGGAUUUGCAAUGUGUUUACUAAAAAUGAUUUGGUGUUGAAGUUAAUGUACAAUACAUUUAGAUUUCAAGAUAUAUUCUGUGGUAAAUAGAUUAAAUAUGAUUAGGUUUGAAUGAAGUGAAAUAAGGAUUCAGAAGAAUUGAGAAUUUUAAUAUGAGUAAUUUAAUAUAAGGACAUGAUGAUUAUGGGGUGCAUAUAUAGAAUAUAUUAAUCCAAACAGACUUUUAGUAAUAUUUAAGAUUUUUAUACGAAUGA
Messenger RNA from Paramecium octaurelia, 2405 nucleotides. NCBI's taxonomy places the organism in Eukaryota, Ciliophora, Oligohymenophorea, Peniculida, Parameciidae. The record is from the annotation of a GenBank genome assembly.